AUUAGUACGCCGUUGUGUGCCUGUUGCAAUAUUACAUGAACAUGUUGCUUAUAGCUGCUAACUAGCUGGACGUAAUAUCUUGGGGACAUUUAGCAUAUAUAAAAUCUGUAACAUAUUUUACAACAAUACGUGGUUGUCUUGUUCAUAUAGUGGGUACCCCCAACACCCUUCAGCUUCAAGCACCGCGUGGGUUUUAGCAUAGCUCCGCUGACCUAGCUUUCCACUCGUAGAACAAGCUGCUAACAGGCUAACGCUUGUUACUAUCCGCCUGCUAGCGCGCUACAUAGGUAACAUUGUUAGCUAGCUUUAGCCGGUUAUAAUUUGCAAAGGCAUCCGAUUUAAGCUGAAAUCUUCAUUCAUACGAGAUGCGGCGUUAGUUUGAUAAAUUAAAAAAUAGCUUGUGGCAAACUAAUGUUUUUCAUAUGCCCGCUGUCACACUCUUUAGCGUUAACUGUCAGUUGUGCUAACGUCGUCACGAAGCUACUAUGAACCAACUUGAGGUUACCGGUUUGACAAAUGGAGCUGCAGCUGCUUCUGAAUUACCUACUGAAUUGCUGGAGAUAAGCAGCUCACAGCAGAAUGGGUCAUUUGAGGGGGCAGUGGCUAUCCUGGAUGCAGGGGCCCAGUAUGGGAAGGUGAUUGACAGACGGGUGCGAGAGCUGUGUGUACGCUCAGAGAUCCUCCCCUUGGAAACCCCAGCCUUUGCUCUCAGAGAACAAGGUUACAGAGCAAUCAUUAUUUCAGGAGGCCCAGCUUCUGUGUAUGCGGAAGAUGCUCCUUGGUUUGAUCCUGCCAUAUUCACCAUAGGAAAGCCUGUUCUUGGAAUUUGCUAUGGAAUGCAGAUGAUGAAUAAGGUCUUCGGCGGCACAGUACACAAAAAAAGUGUAAGGGAGGAUGGAGUGUUCAACAUUGGGCUGGACAACACGUGUUCCCUUUUCAGAGGCCUUCAGAAGGAGGAACUGGUGCUGCUGACCCAUGGAGACAGUGUGGAUAAAGUGGCUGAUGGUUUUAAAGUGGUAGCCCAGUCAGGAAACAUCAUUGCUGGGAUUGCUAAUGAGCAGAAGAAACUGUAUGGGACACAGUUUCACCCUGAGGUUGACUUAACAGAGCGAGGCAAGGAGAUGCUGCAUAACUUCCUGUUUGAGAUUGCGGGAUGCACGAGUAACUUUACCGUACAAAACCGCCAACAGGCUUGCAUCAAUGAUAUCAGAGAAAAAGUAGACAAGUCUAAAGUUCUGGUGCUACUAAGUGGUGGCGUAGACUCAACAGUUUGCACAGCCCUCCUCAACAAAGCUCUGAACCAGGACCAGGUGAUUGCAGUUCACAUUGACAAUGGAUUCAUGAGGAAGAGAGAGAGUCAGAGUGUUGAGGAAGCCCUUACCAAGCUGGGAAUCAAACUCAAAGUGGUAAAUGCAGCACACACCUUCUAUAAUGGAACAACAACCCUUCCCAUCUCUGAGGAGGACAGGACGCCACGGAAACGCAUUAGCAAGACUUUGAAUAUGACCACCAACCCAGAAGAGAAAAGGAAAAUUAUUGGUGACACAUUUGUUAAAGUGGCAAAUGAAGUAAUUGGAGAGAUGAAUCUGAACCCAGAAGAGGUUUUUCUGGCGCAGGGUACCCUGAGGCCUGAUCUCAUUGAGAGUGCCUCUCAUAUUGCUAGUGGCAAGGCAGAGGUCAUCAAAACACACCACAACGACACCGAGCUCAUCCGCAAACUCAGAGAUGAGGGAAAAGUAAUUGAACCACUGAAAGAUUUCCAUAAAGAUGAGGUGAGAGCACUGGGGAGAGAGCUGGGCCUGCCAGAGGAGAUUGUCUCACGGCAUCCUUUCCCUGGUCCCGGUUUGUCCAUCAGAGUGAUUUGUGCAGAGGAGCCUUACAUUUGUAAGGAUUUUGCUGAAACAAACAAUAUCCUCAAAAUUGUUACAGACUUUUCUGCAAGUGUCAAAAAGCCGCACGCCUUGCUUCAGAGAGUAAAGUCUUGCAUGUCAGAUGAGGAGGAGGAGAAACUCAUGCAGGUUACCAGCCUUCAUUCACUCAAUGCCUUCCUGCUGCCCAUCAAAACUGUUGGUGUCCAGGGUGAUUGCCGGUCUUACAGUUAUGUGUGUGGUGUCACAAGUAAAGAAUCUCCACACUGGGAGUCACUCAUGUUCCUGGCGAGACUCAUCCCCCGCAUGUGCCAUACCAUCAAUAGAGUUGUGUAUGUAUUUGGGUCUCACGUGAAGGAGCCGCCAUCAGACAUUACCCCAACUUUCCUGACCACAGGUGUUCUGAGCACGCUCAGACAGGCAGACUUCGUAGCUCAUACUAUUCUUAGAGAGUCUGGAUACUCCAGCAAGAUCAGCCAGAUGCCGGUCAUUCUCACUCCCCUGCACUUCGACCGUGACCCUCUGCAAAAGCAGCCGUCCUGCAGGCGCUCUGUGGUGGUCCGCACCUUCAUCACCAGUGACUUCAUGACAGGCAUCCCUGCCAUGCCUGGCAACCAUAUCCCAGAGGAGGUGGUGCUAAAGAUGGUAAAUGAGAUCAAGAAAAUCCCUGGCAUCUCCAGAGUCAUGUAUGACCUGACCUCUAAACCACCCGGCACCACAGAAUGGGAAUAGAACACAACACGACUUCAUGUGGAUAUAGGACACACUCUCACACAUAAUGCACAAACACACUCAGCAGAUAUGAGGGCUGGUGAACUGCUCUCCUUCUCUGUUCUUCUUCCCUCAGCCCCCCUCCCAUCCUGCUUCCCUCCUCUUCCUCCCUUUUAUCUUCAACAUUCCCAUGGAGGGCAGACUGUACUGUGAUGGGUGUACAUGCAGAGGCACCACUGCUCUGCUCUCUCCACCACUCCUCCCUGGUCUUAAUAUUUUUGGCGAUAGAGAUUGAUUUAAUGUUGGUUAUUGAUUAUAUAUUGUCAUUUUUGAUUCAUGUACAGCAAUGUAUUUUCUCGCUGUGGUGAAAAGGUAAAUUGCUGCUUCCUUUUGUGAGUUCAGCCAUAAAAGGCAAGUGAUGAGAAGCUGUGACAGUUAAGUGGACUUGAUGCUGUGCCUCAAGAUGCAUAAUAGGAUGAAUAAAAUAUAAAGACAAGCAAAUAUUGUCAUGAAAAAAAAAAGUAGAGAGGUUUUAAAUCUUCAGCAGUUGCUUUUCUGUCAGAUGCUAUUGUUUUGCUGUUGUAGAUGAGAAUUUUCUCAGCCUAAGACUACCCAUUCUGUUAAUUUUCACUUUCUGCCUGUAUACUGUGCUAUGACGAAGGCUGUCUGAGCAGAUGGCCUGUGUGACCAAUCAGCAGUUUUUAAGGUUUUAGGUUUGCCAAAAGUUUAACAUGCUGUAGUGAUCUAUGACAUUGGUGGGUUCUUGAUGAUCUUCUCCAACAUAAAUUUGUUGACAAGAGCUGUUGACUUGUAGCUGUACCCAUUAGGGACAGCAGUCAACCUAACAAUACCUUUAGUGUAAUGACUCCUGUGCAGCUGUGAAGAGGCCAAUAUAAUUGGUGACUUUGUAUGUGCCUGUUGUGUGGUUCUUUUUUUUUUUUUUUCUCUGGUGUGACCUGACCUGGACUGAUGUGUCCAGAGAUGAGGAUGUAACACUUUUCUUCUCAUGCUGCAAUAUGUAUGCUUCUCAUGAAGAAAAGUAAAAAGGCGAGAGGAUUAAUGUCAAGCUUGUAUGGUAGAGUUUAUAACCACAUUGUGUCAGUUGCUGUUGUCACUUCAUCAUUUGGCUGCUCUUGUGUUGUGCGCAUUUUUGCACAUUUUAUUUCUCACUUGUAAAGCCUUGGUGCUACAUCACCAUAACAACCCCUACAUCAAAUGGAAACUUCACCUUAAGUGUAUCACUGUGCUGUCAAAGGUCAGCUAAAAUUAGCUUUCUGUUACCAUCGAAAUAAGUUCAUUGUGUCUCAGAAAAGCAUUUCUGCUUAUUAUAGCUGUUGUGUUCCCUCAGAUCAUUCAGCACAUCAUAAUCUCGUCUCCAGUCUUGUAAUUUAGACCUCAGUGAAUACAGUGCUCAGGUUUAACUGAGUUUUUAAAGGUGUAGUUUACCCUGUUAGAGACAUUACACUCAUACAUGGUGGUUCUCCUCCACAGUUUUUUGUGCCUCUCAUUUUUCUGUUGUAUCCUUAACUUUUAGUGGCAAACUACUACUAACACAAACUAAAAGGUUUCCCCAACCUGUCUUAAACUAUUUGUGUUUUUCCCUCGGUUCUGCCAUUUAUACUUGUUUAUUUUCUGUUGCAUAUGUUUCCAUAGAACAGCUUACAGUGGACAUGUAAUUGAAAUAUCAAUAAGAUUAAGUUAUGCAAUUGUCUUUUUUUUGUUUCUUUUCUUAAAUUUUGUUCACCAAUGUUCAUUCUUCUUAGUAACGUGCCUCAAACCAAGCCACUGCAUGCAGUUUCAACAACAUUUGUACAAUGAAAAACUGAGCUUUAAUAAAGAUCUCAAUGUUGAAACUUCAA
Molecule: messenger RNA, 4438 nt
Organism: Melanotaenia boesemani (Boeseman's rainbowfish)
Lineage: Eukaryota; Metazoa; Chordata; Actinopteri; Atheriniformes; Melanotaeniidae
Gene: gmps
Product: guanine monophosphate synthase
Exons: 16
Coding region: 486-2600 (704 amino acids)
Biological process (GO): GMP biosynthetic process
Cellular component (GO): cytosol
Molecular function (GO): ATP binding; GMP synthase activity; GMP synthase (glutamine-hydrolyzing) activity
Source: RefSeq, a predicted model, not a curated record